Molecule: messenger RNA, 266 nt
Organism: Penicillium concentricum
Lineage: Eukaryota; Fungi; Ascomycota; Eurotiomycetes; Eurotiales; Aspergillaceae
Product: putative small nuclear ribonucleoprotein SmG
Exons: 4
Coding region: 30-266 (78 amino acids)
Biological process (GO): spliceosomal snRNP assembly; mRNA splicing, via spliceosome
Cellular component (GO): U12-type spliceosomal complex; catalytic step 2 spliceosome; U1 snRNP
Molecular function (GO): RNA binding
Source: RefSeq, a predicted model, not a curated record
CCCCAAGAUACCCAACCAACUCGCCCAAUAUGCCUCAAGCUCAGCCUGAAUUGAAGAAGUACAUGGAGAAGCGGGUCUUCUGCCAACUGAACGGCAACCGCAAAGUCAUUGGUAUCCUCCGAGGCUACGAUGUCUUCAUGAACAUUGUUCUGGAUGAGGCAUUCGAGGAGAAGGAGGGUGGAGAGAAGGUUUCCAUUGGCAUGAUCGUCAUCCGCGGAAACUCCGUCGUGAUGCUCGAGGCCCUCGAGCGCAUAACCGAUAAAUAA